Molecule: messenger RNA, 4052 nt
Organism: Aethalodelphis obliquidens (Pacific white-sided dolphin)
Lineage: Eukaryota; Metazoa; Chordata; Mammalia; Artiodactyla; Delphinidae
Gene: SLC28A2
Product: solute carrier family 28 member 2
Exons: 28
Coding region: 1817-3793 (658 amino acids)
Biological process (GO): nucleoside transmembrane transport; retina homeostasis
Cellular component (GO): plasma membrane
Molecular function (GO): nucleoside:sodium symporter activity; purine nucleoside transmembrane transporter activity
Source: RefSeq, a predicted model, not a curated record
GCUGCCAUCCUCCAGGCUGGACUCAGGGAGGGGUGAGGCUGGACCGGAGAUGUCCCUGUCCCCGUCGGGAAGGGAGGGGCUGCUGUCCAGCUGUCCCACCGGUGGAGGCCAAGGGGACCCAAGGACACGUGUGAGAUAAACGAACCAGACCUCUAGACUCUGCGCAAGUCAUAUGAAAGCAAGUUAAAGCAAAGAAGGAAACAAACUCAAAAAAGAAUCAGGCAGAACAGUGGCGCACUCUCAGCUGAAAGCCUCAGCCCUGGAGCCAACAGAUUCAGACAGCAACUUUGCUCUCCAAUCAAAGAAAACUGUGUUCUCUGCUGAGGAGAGGGGAGUCAGCCCCAGAGCAAGCUCCCAGGGGGAUGGAAGUUUUACACUAAAAAGAUAAACUCUCACCCAGAGUGGCCCACAUGUGUCAUAAAGAGCCUUCAGAUGUGAGGCAGUCUUGUGUGGACAGCGUGAGGAAGACUCCGUGGUGACCUGCGUGGACCUGCAAUAUAAUCCAAUACAAGCAGGUGGAUGCUGAGGGCCAAUGAGCAGGACCAGAUGACCCCAUAGGUACUUCUCUCUACACCCACAAAAGAAAAAGCCAUGGGAAGAUCCUAUAGGACUAUUCCUGUCAUGAGGCCUAAAACUCAUUCUUGAGUCAAGAAGAUUGCAGGAGCCACCUCUCAGAAGCAAAGAUCACUAGCUCUGAAGGAAGCCAGCCGCCAUGUCAAGAGGACACUCAAGCAAUCCCAUGGAGAGACCCACGAGGUGAGGAACUGAGGCCUUCCUUCUGCCACAACAGUCAUCAAAGAAAUGAGAUUUUUGGCCAAUAGCCAUGUGAGUGAGCCACCUUGAAAGCAGAUCCUCCAGCCUCAGCCAGACCUUCAGAUGACUGCAGCCCUGGCUGACAUCUUGACUGCAAUUUCAUGAGAAACCCUGAACCAAAACCACUCAUCUAAGUCAUUUCCAAAUUCCUGAACCAACUUUGGAAUGGGGAACAAAGCUUUCAAACUAAAAGAAAAAGGAGCGACAGAUUGUCAGCCUCCAACUAACAUCCCAAACAGGUUUAUUUGGGUGUUAUCAAUUGUACCUGCAUUUAAAGGAAACUUGGAUCUGCUGGACAAGUGAGAUGAGUGCUGUAGCCUGCAUUUAGAAGAUGAACAUGGAUUUUUCACGCCUUCUAGAGGAAAAAGAAAGAGGGAAGAGGAAGGGCAAGAGAAGACAGAUGUGAUCACUGGCAUCAUUUCACCUGGACUGAACGCUAGGCUCUGUGCCUAUAACUAUACCUGGGCUUGACCCCAGAACUGGCAAUUUUCUAAGAUCUUUAUUGAUUGCCUAAUAUUGUGGCAGGCCUUGAGCCUGGGGAUACAGUGGUGAACAAGAUAAAGAGCCUGUGCUUGAUGAGAUCAUGGUCUACUGGGAGACAAGUAAACAUUUAGAGCACUAAAUGCUCUGUAGUCUUCUGCAGAAGCAUGUUGCAGUAGGGGUGUGGGGAAAAGGGUCUUAAGUCUCAUCUGGAGGGAAUCAUGGAAAGCUUCAUUGAAGAGAGUAGCCUUGCAACAGAGACUUGAAGGUGGUGUGGGAAUUUUCCAGCCCAUCCCUUCAGAGUCAAGGUCUCGUGGAGCUGAGUUUUUCUUUCUGUCCUUCACUGAGGCACCAGAAGGAAUCCUGCAAACUGGACCCUCUGCCUCCUUGUUUUCUUCUUACUCAGCACAGCUCAGUGGGGCCACCUGGAGGCUAACAGGAGUAGUUGCCCUCUAACCCUUCCUUAAGGGGACUGAAGAGAGUCCUUUCUAGUUCAGGUCCUGGAGCCCUGGGAGAGCAGGAGAUGGAGAAAACAAAUGGAAGAGAGGGCAUUGCUCUGUCCACAGUGGAGAUUGGCAUAGAGAACCCAGGGCUGCAGCUCACGGAAGAAGGAAUAAAUCCUGAGGGAACCAGGAAGACUGAAGAGCGAGGACACAGCCUUGGGGAUGGAUUGGAACCCCUAACUCAACAGAGGAGGAACCUACAGCCUUUCACCAGGGCAAGAAGUUUCUGUAAGACACAUGCUGCCUUGUUCAAGAAGGUCCUGCUGAGCCUGUUGUGUUUGGCUUAUGCUGCCUACUUCCUGGCAGCUUGCAUCUUGAAUUUCCAUAGGGCACUGGCCUUGUUCGUCCUCACCUGUUUGGUGCUUUUAGUCCUGGUUCACCGCUUUCUGAAAAGGUUCUUUGGUGAAAAAUUAACGAGAUGUCUGAAGCCCCUUGAAAACUCCUGCCUGAAGCUUUGGAUGAAACGUGUGUUCGCGGGAGUCUCCUUGGUUGGCCUUAUCCUGUGGCUGGCUCUAGACACAGCCCAAAGGCCAGAGCAGCUGAUCUCCUUCGCAGGAAUCUGCAUGUUCACCCUCAUCCUCUUUGCCUGCUCCAAACACCACAGUGCAGUGUCCUGGAGGGCAGUGCUUUGGGGCCUAGGUCUUCAGUUUGUCUUUGGGAUCUUGGUCAUCAGAACUGAUCCUGGAUUUAAUGCAUUUCAAUGGCUGGGAAACCAGAUUCAGAUUUUUCUCAACUAUACUGUGGCUGGCUCCAGUUUUGUUUUUGGGGAUAUGCUGGUCAAGGAUAUCUUCGCUUUUCAGGCCUUACCGAUCAUCCUUUUCUUUGGAUGUGUGAUGUCCAUUCUUUACUACCUGGGCUUUGUGCAGUGGGUAGUUCAGAAGAUUGCCUGGUUUUUGCAAAUCACCAUGGGCACCACUGCCCCAGAGACCCUGGCUGUGGCAGGAAACAUCUUUGUGGGUAUGACAGAGGCACCUCUGCUCAUCCGUCCAUACCUUGCAGACAUGACGCUUUCAGAAGUCCAUGCAGUGAUGACUGGAGGGUUUGCCACCAUCUCAGGCACUGUCUUGGGAGCCUUCAUAUCCUUUGGGAUUGACACGUCAUCCUUGAUUUCUGCCUCUGUGAUGGCUGCCCCUUCUGCUCUUGCUUUGUCAAAGCUGGUAUAUCCAGAAGUGGAGGAGUCCAAGUUCAAGAAUAAGGAGGGGGUAAAAUUGCCCCGUGGGAAGGAGAAGAAUGUUCUGGAAGCUGCCAGCAAUGGAGCCACAGAUGCCAUAGGCCUUGCUGCUAAUGUAGCAGCCAACCUGAUUGCUUUUUUGGCCGUGUUGGCCUUCAUCAAUGCUGCCCUCUCCUGGCUGGGGGAACUGGUAGACAUACAGGGACUCACUUUUCAGGUCAUCUGUUCCUAUAUCCUAAGGCCCAUGGUUUUCAUGAUGGGUGUCGAGUGGGCAGACUGUCCGAUGGUGGCUGAGAUGGUGGGGAUCAAGUUCUUCACAAAUGAGUUUGUGGCCUAUCAGCAACUGUCUCAGUACAAAAACAAACGUCUCUCUGGAGUAGAAGAGUGGAUUGGAGGCGAGAAACAGUGGAUUUCUGUGAGAGCUGAAAUCAUUACAACAUUUUCACUCUGUGGAUUUGCCAAUCUUAGUUCCAUAGGAAUCACACUGGGAGGCUUGACAUCAAUGGUGCCCCACCGGAAGAGUGACUUGUCCAAGGUUGUGGUCAGUGCCCUCUUCACAGGGGCCUGUGUAUCCCUUAUCAGCGCUUGUGUGGCAGGAAUCCUCUAUGUCCCCAGGGGAGCUGAAACUGACUGUGUCUCCUUCCUAAACACAAGUUUCACCAAUCGAACCUAUGAGACCUAUGUGUGCUGCAGAGAGCUCUUUCGGAGUACCUCUCUGAAUGGCACCAACCCUCCUUCUUUUCCUGGUCCCUGGGAAGAUAAAGAGUUCAGUGCCAUAGCCCUUGCUAAAUGCUGUGACCUCUACACCAAUGCUGUCUGUGCCUAAAGCUGGUGCAUUUCCGUAACAAUCCUGAUCUGGAUGGCUUUUUGAUGGCAAAGCUAUUUUCGUACUCAGAGUUCUCAUUGUACAGCUAAUUCACCUUGAUCUUUAAUAGUAAAUGUAAAAUAUUCAUUUUGGUUCACUGUAUGUCAGUAAUGAAAAUUAGCACUCGUUUUUCCAUUAUUUGGCUGAACCAAAUGAGAAAUUCCUUAUGGGCUCUGUCUGAGCUUAGAGUUGAAAUAAUAAAUGUUACGAUGUCAAAAAA